This is a messenger RNA of Perca fluviatilis (European perch), 2235 nucleotides long. Its product is annotated as ranBP-type and C3HC4-type zinc finger-containing protein 1-like. Bases 180 to 1487 code for a protein of 435 amino acids. The record is from RefSeq and is a predicted model, not a curated record. Gene Ontology annotation, cellular component: LUBAC complex. Gene Ontology annotation, biological process: proteasome-mediated ubiquitin-dependent protein catabolic process; protein linear polyubiquitination; positive regulation of canonical NF-kappaB signal transduction. The transcript has 9 exons. Gene Ontology annotation, molecular function: ubiquitin binding; ubiquitin-protein transferase activity. Lineage: Eukaryota; Metazoa; Chordata; Actinopteri; Perciformes; Percidae.
UUCUUUCACUCGUCUGCUGGGGUCGGGUAGAUAUGGAAGAGUUUGCGGGUCGAAGAGACAACCACAGCCUGCCCGUGAAGAAACGCGCACUCUUCAGACACCGGUGGACUUUAUAAACUCAACAGAAGCAGCGGACGUUAACACCUGCCGCGGGGCUUCAAACACCCUCCCUCCGCGACAUGGCACUCAGCUCGGGCGGCUGGGCUCCUCCAGCCCCGGUCCCUGCCUCGUCCCAACAGGCUGCAUGCGGCGGGCCUGCGCUGACGCCUUGCUGCACUACUGUUUUAAUGUCAGUCCGGGUUUCGGUGUGCCAUUCAGGGAUCCGGCCCCUGUGUCUCCCUGGAGCAGGCAGCGAGGCUCUGCGCCUCCAGCUCAGCAUGGACCCGAGCCGGGCCGGAGAGUUCCGACUGGCGCUGCGAGAUACGAGCGGAAACCGCAGUGUGUUCAUUGCCGAGUUUGACCUGCGCUCGGUGCAGUACGAGGUGAAAUCCCCUCGCUGCCAUGAGAUGCGUCUCGCCGCUCCGCCUCACGACUGCAUCCGCUUCAACUUCCGCUGCGACCGCGAGGCCGAGGAGUGGGCCACCGUGGUGAUGUCAUCACUCAGAGAGGCACAUCGAGUUGCAAAUAUGAACACGUGUGAAUCAGAUGGCAGACACGAGGACACCGCAGCAGCUAUGGAGCAGUGGAGCUCCGCAUCGCUGCCGCUCACUGAGGAGCUGUGCUUGGAGCUCGCCAGGGCGAUUGAAGCAGGCGAUACUGAAGGGGCUUCACAGCACGCGUCCGCUCUGGCUCGGCAAAAAGCAGCGCUGACGAUUCAGCUGUCUGAAAACAACUACGCAGAGGGAGAGAUCAGUUUAUCUGUGGUAGUGGAGGAUGUCUCGUCAUCCUGUUGUGUCACAGUGAAAGUCUUUCCUUACAUGACCGUGGCUGCACUCAAGCAACAGGUGUUUCUCGAGUACGGUUUCCAUCCUCGCGUGCAGCGCUGGGUGAUUGGUCAGUGCUUGUGCACCGAGCCGAGGUCGCUGGCCUCCUACGGGGUGCAGAAGGACGGCGAUACGGCGUACCUCUACCUGAUCUCCGCCCGACAAGCCCGCAUCACCCGUCAGCUGUUCCAGCAGGACCUGGAGAGCGCCCUCCUCGCCCCACCACUCCCACCGGGCAACGGCCCAACCUCCCAAGACUGGAGGGGUUACAGCACGCUGCCCUCAAGGCUACCCCACAGCAACCAGGGGAGCACCGGUGGAGGAGGCGAUAGACCAGGUGAUAUCAAAGAUGUUCUGGACAUUGAGAAUCUGCAGCUGAGCGAUCAUACCAACAAAGCCAGUAAAACACAGCAGACAGAGUGGGCUUGUCCCUCAUGCACUUUCAUCAACAAGCCUUCCCGUCCAGGCUGUGAAAUCUGUGCUACAGCCAGACCUGACGCACACAUCCAGCAGGAGAAAGGAAGGAGAGAGGAUCGAGGGGAGUUCGGUUUAAGCAGCAGCUGACUGCCCAUCGUCGCUGUCAGGUCGCCAUGUCUCACUCACACACACACACGUACACACACACACAGACUAAGGAUGAUAAACAACUAAAUACUCACAUAAAGACUAUCAAGUGCACUGAGAGUCGUCUGACAGCCGGAGCGAUUGAAGCACUGUAGACAGAGCUGCGCUGGUCUAGGCUCAGACGAUGAACUGCAGGCAGCGUCCGAUUUGACCGGUUAUAUGGACAUGACCAUGACAUACAGUACAUCUGAAUUUGGCCAGCUCUCUUUAUUUAUUUUACAUGGUGUGUGUGUGUGUGAUGCAAACACAGACGACCUAAUAUUUAUUUUAGGUGAGAGAGUUGAUGGACAUUUUUUGAAUUUGUCGCGCUGAAAUUGAGGGAAUGUCAUACUUUCAGUUUCUGAACUGUGUAGUGAGAGAAAAGGUGACUCCUUGUGCAAUACCCUGUUCUGUUUGUUCAUUUGCCAAAAUGUUUGUUUGAAAACAAAACAAAAUAGAAGAAGAAAAAAAAAAAGCCAUGGGUGAGAAGAGGUGUGUCACGUUUACAGGGUUGUCAAGUGCUUUUAUUUUUUUAUAACAUUGUAUUAAGUGUAUUAUUAACAAAAUUCAUUGAGUAAUUGAUGUACAUUUUAGCAGUUGAUCAAAUUUUACUCAAUUCCCUGUGAGCUGUGACAGCAGUGGAACGAUGUUUUCAGUACAUAAUGUAAAAUCUUGCAUUAGCGGAAUAAACAUAACGGAAUUAAACAAA